Molecule: messenger RNA, 1356 nt
Organism: Dovyalis caffra
Lineage: Eukaryota; Viridiplantae; Streptophyta; Magnoliopsida; Malpighiales; Salicaceae
Source: the annotation of a GenBank genome assembly
AUGGCUAGCUGGGUGUUAUCAGAAUGUGGCUUAAAGCCUCUCUCUCCAGUUUUUCCUAGACCCAGAACUGGAACCAUCAACCCUUCAAAGCCAAGAUUUUUAUACACAAACAGGAGUCUCGCAGAUCUAAAAAGACUCCCUUUUGAUAAGUUUUCAAGUGGGUGUUUUAGGGAGAGAAAUUGGGGGCUUAAAGUGAGUGCUCCAUAUAGAGUUGUAUCAUUAGAUGGUGAGGAAGAUAAUAAAGUUAAUGGCUUCAAUGGGGUUGGAGGAGAAGAGGAAAUAGAAUUUGAUCCUGCCUCACCUCCUCCUUUUAAGUUGUCUGAUAUUAGAGCUGCUAUACCGAAGCAUUGCUGGGUUAAAGAUCCUUGGAAGUCAAUGAGUUAUGUUGUCAGGGAUGUUGCUGUGGUUUUUGGUUUAGCUGCAGCUGCUGCUUAUUUUAACAAUUGGGUUGUUUGGCCUUUGUAUUGGGCUGCUCAAGGGACAAUGUUUUGGGCAGUUUUUGUUCUUGGACAUGACUGUGGCCAUGGGAGUUUUUCCAAUAACAAUAAGCUAAAUAGCGUGCUGGGGCAUAUUCUGCAUUCUUCAAUUCUUGUACCUUACCAUGGAUGGAGAAUUAGCCACAGGACUCAUCACCAAAACCAUGGACAUGUUGAGAAUGAUGAAUCAUGGCAUCCGCUGUCUGAGAAAGUAUAUAAAAGUUUGGACGGCGUUACAAAAAAGCUACGAUUCACUGUGCCAUUCCCCUUGCUGGCUUACCCCAUUUAUCUUUUGAGUAGGAGUCCUGGAAAAUCUGGUUCGCACUUCAACCCGAACAGUGCUUUGUUCCUCCCAAGUGAGAGAAAAGAUGUGAUCACUUCCACCUUAUGCUGGACUGCCAUGGCAGCUUUGCUUGUUGGCUUGUCUUUUGCAAUGGGUCCUAUUCAACUGCUUAAACUCUAUGGAGUUCCAUAUGUGGGAUUCGUUAUGUGGCUGGAUUUAGUGACUUACCUGCACCACCAUGGUCAUGAAGACAAACUUCCUUGGUAUCGUGGAAAGGAAUGGAGUUAUUUGAGGGGAGGCCUUACGACUGUUGAUAACGACUAUGGAUGGAUUAACAACAUCCAUCAUGAUAUAGGAACCCAUGUCAUUCACCAUCUCUUUCCUCAAAUCCCACACUAUCACUUAAUUGAAGCAACUGAGGCGGCUAAACCAGUGCUUGGGAAAUAUUACCGAGAGCCGAAGAAGUCAGGCCUUCUACCCUUUCAUCUAAUUGGAAAUUUGAUAAGAAGCAUGAAAAAAGACCACUAUGUUAGCGACACCGGGGAUGUUGUUUACUAUGAGACUGACCCUCAACUUAGAGGCUCAUCUUCGGAGUAA